GGCACAGCCUCUCCUCUCUGCCCACGCUGCACAGCUGCCCUUUGCUCCUUCCCUUGCUCCAGCCAUGGCCACCACCUUCGUGAGCUCUUCCUCCACCUACGGGGGCGGCUUUGGGGGCGCCGGGGGCAGCUCCCGCCUGUCCUCGGUGCGCGCCGGGGGCACCUUCCGCGCCCCGAGCAUCCACGGCGGCUCCGGCGGCCGCGGCGUCUCCGUCUCCUCGGCCAGGUACGUCUCCUCUGCAGGAGGCGGCUACGGCGGGGGCCUGAGCGCCGGCUUUGGGGGGGGCUACGGAGGAGGCUUUGGCGGGGGGGCAGCCUGUGGCUUUGGUGGAGGGGCUGGCUUUGGAGGGGGCUCUGGCUUUGGAGGGGGCUCUUGCUUUGGAGGGGGCUCUUGCUUUGGGGGCGGCUUUGACCUCGGCGGUGGCUUUGGGGGCGGCGAUGGGCUCCUCUCCGGCAACGAGAAGAUAACCAUGCAGAACCUGAACGACCGGCUGGCCUCGUACCUGAACAAGGUGCGGGCCCUGGAAGAGGCCAACUCAGAUUUGGAAGUGAAAAUCCGAGAGUGGUACCAGAAACAAGCCCCCACCAGCCCCGCCCGGGACUACAGCAAUUAUUACAAGAUAAUUGAAGAUCUCCGAGACAAGAUCCUUGCUGCUACCAUCGACAAUUCCCGGGUCAUUCUGGAGAUCGACAAUGCCAGGCUGGCUGCCGACGACUUCAGACUGAAGUAUGAGAACGAGCUGUUCCUGCGCCAGAGCGUGGAGUCCGACAUCAACGGCCUGCGCCGCGUCCUGGACGAGCUGACCCUGUCCAGAGCCGACCUGGAGAUGCAGAUCGAGAGCCUGAAGGAGGAACUGGCUUAUCUGAAGAAGAACCACGAGGAGGAGAUGAAGGAGUACUCGAACCAGAUGAGCGGCACAGUCAACGUGGAAAUGGAUGCGGCUCCUGGCAUCGACCUGACCAGAGUCCUCUCCGAGAUGAGGGAACAGUACGAAGCUCUGGCUGAGAGGAACCGGAAGGAUGCUGAGGCCUGGUUCUUGACUCAGACUGACGAGCUGAACCGUGAAGUUGCCACCCACACACAGCAGAUCCAGACCAGCAAAACGGAGAUCACAGAACUGCGCCGCACCGUGCAGGGCCUGGAGAUCGAGCUGCAGUCACAGCUCAGCAUGAAAGCCGGGCUGGAGGCCAACCUGCGGGACACGGAGGGCCGGUACUGCGCGCAGCUGGCCCAGAUCCAGGCCCUCAUCACCAGCGUGGAGGAGCAGCUGAGCGAGCUGCGCUGCGACAUGGAGCGCCAGAACCAGGAGUACAAGAUGCUCAUGGACAUCAAAAGUCGCCUGGAGCAGGAGAUCGCCACGUACCGGCACCUGCUGGAGGGCCAGGACCUGCAGCUGUCAGGAGUGAACCCCAAGGACGCAUCAUUUGGGAUCAGUGGAAGAGUUCGUGUUAGCACAGAAGAUGAGGGAAGAUCUGGAUCUGGUUCUACCCGUGACAGGAGAUUCCCAUGAAUAAAUACUGAAUCCCCUCUUUCACGUGAUUCCACAUGGAACCAGUGCAGCUUCUAUAUUGGCUAAUGCUGAGAGAAAGAGCCUUUCACUCCCCCCAAAUCACAAGAAUGUACCCAAAAAUGUCUUUCCUUAGAUUUGCUCUGCCUUUGUACAUGAGUAUUGACUCGCUGGGUCAGAGAUGCCUGUUCUCUGUCAGUGCUCUAUUGUUUCCUACAUAAUAAAGUUUCUGUUCUGCUUGUGCAAAUA
Molecule: messenger RNA, 1756 nt
Organism: Pipra filicauda (Wire-tailed manakin)
Lineage: Eukaryota; Metazoa; Chordata; Aves; Passeriformes; Pipridae
Product: keratin, type I cytoskeletal 15-like
Exons: 8
Coding region: 65-1510 (481 amino acids)
Molecular function (GO): structural molecule activity
Source: RefSeq, a predicted model, not a curated record